Messenger RNA from Tetrahymena thermophila SB210, 171 nucleotides. RefSeq lists its product as hypothetical. Lineage: Eukaryota; Ciliophora; Oligohymenophorea; Hymenostomatida; Tetrahymenidae. The record is from RefSeq and is a predicted model, not a curated record. The transcript is spliced from 2 exons.
AUGAUAAAGGUUUAAUUGGAUUAAGCUGGAAUGAAAGGCUUGUAAAAUAUUGAAAAACCAUUUUUACAAAAUUAUUUUAGUAAAUUACAAGAAUCUAAAAAGUAGCCCUCCAAGGAAAAUACUUGGAAGGCGAAAAAAUAGUGUGGCAGAGAGGUUUUUUCUGCCUGCUGA